AUGACGUAUUUUGUUGAUGACACAAAUUGCUCUAGCAAGUUUGCUGGAUUUGCAAUGAACGUUGGAGGCAACGUGUAUGCCGUCUACAACCUCGGAUCGUUCGAUACCUCUGUGAAUGACCUCUACACAAAGGUCAACGAUGGUCAGCAUCACGUGGUACGUUUCUACAGGAAUGGUUCCAACUCAACCAUUCAAGUUGAUCAGGAAGAACCGAGAUUCAAAAAACUAUCUGGCCGCCAGUUAUCAAAAUUCAACGGUCAAUCAGCCAUCUUCAUCGGAAGUUUGAGGACUGCUGGCAAACUCACCAAGUCAUUCCAGGGCAUUCUUUCUGGUUUAGUUUGGAAUGGUCACCACUUAUUGUCGAUGGCCUCGUCACGUGACCCAAGGUCCAAAAUUGAAGGUCAAGUUGAGGUCAACCGGAAGUCGAUGGUUAAUAAUUACAUGAAACUCGUGUGGGAGAGUGCACAAGUGAAGCGUAAAGAUGCAAUGCGGUGUGGGAGGUUAUCUGAGUGGAGAGCAAACUGUAAAGAAGGAUUAAACGUUCCCCUCGUAAUUCAAAGUUAUGAAGAUAUUAUUAAGAUCACGUACCUGCUCUUAUUUCUUUCGAUAAGUUCCUUCCUUCGUGUUCAUGUACGAGCAGAUGUGUUUAUGAAGAGGUAUGUGGGCGGGCGUGAUAGCCUAGUGGUCGAGGCGGCUUGGCGCAGUGUGCUGGGCAGUCAGGCCCGGAUUCGAAUAGGGCAGGAAGUUCCCAUUCCAAAUUAA
Molecule: messenger RNA, 762 nt
Organism: Helobdella robusta
Lineage: Eukaryota; Metazoa; Annelida; Clitellata; Rhynchobdellida; Glossiphoniidae
Exons: 7
Coding region: 1-762 (253 amino acids)
Source: RefSeq, a predicted model, not a curated record